AUGUCAUCAACCACGACGAAUCCGCUCGCUUCAUCUGUCGCCUCACUGCGCGAAAGUCUUGCGCAUCUCGAGAGCAGCAUUUCCAUCCUCGCCCACGGCACCGCCGACUUUCCACGCCUCGCCACCGUCCUUUCAAGUACUCGGCACUUUGAAGUGACGCCAUCCACGAAUCUUAGCGCAGCCCAGGCCGCCCUUGCCGCCGACCUAGCACCGGCUGUACAACAGCUUGUUGCGCGCACCGAGACGGCCCUGGCCAAGCGCGAGCGCCAGGUGCAGCAACUACAGGCCCGAAGUGAGCUCCUUGCCGGCCGCCUGAAUUGUGCGCGUGCAAGUAGUGCCGCAGCGCCAGCCUCACCCUCUGACGGGCGUGCUGCUGGGCUGGAGGAGAAGGAGGUGCGGCUCAGAGCACUACGACAGAAAAAAGAGCGAUUGGCCUUUGCCGUCGAGAGAUUAAUGUUGCAGAGCCGUCAGCGCCAGCGACAGCUUCGCCUCAGCGUGGCCGCCACCUAA
This is a messenger RNA of Blumeria graminis f. sp. triticale, 510 nucleotides long. Lineage: Eukaryota; Fungi; Ascomycota; Leotiomycetes; Helotiales; Erysiphaceae. The record is from the annotation of a GenBank genome assembly.